UAAAAGGAAGGCGAUUUGAGCGCUAACGGAACUGCAUAUUCCAUUUGUGUUGCUUUAGGAACGGACGUUUUCGGUGAGUUGUCGAAUAACACAUAUUGACACUAUGGCGGACAGCGACUCCGGUGAUCGCUACGAGUUUGAUGCCCCGUCGCACGUAGAGGACAUGCUAAUGUUAGCAGAGCAGAAGGCUGAGGGCGAGGACAAGUGGUUUGAACAACAGACUAGUGGGCCAGGUGGCCGCCUUGUUACUCCUCUGAGGACUGACAGAGCCUUCAGGAGCAUCCAUGACCUGGACCUGCCCCGCCCCCGAGCCAUCAUAGCCCCGCAGAUCAAGGUGGACGACAUCACAGCUCCUUGUCCACCCCCAUCUCCACCUGCUAACCUGGUCACGUCCUGGGCUGCUGGGUCUCCGGCUCGCACUGGUGCGCGCCCAAAGAGGACCUCUAAUCUCCCCCCAGCACCGCCUCGCAGGGUUUCAAAGCGUAAAGAGGCGUCCAGUGGUCCCGCUCCACCCCCAAAGAAGCACAAAAAAACUCCUGAACCCCGAAAGUCCAGCAGUGUGCUCCGCCGGAGUAAGUGCCCGCAGAACAGCAGGACGGCGCCUAAGAGCCAGGCAGCAGCUUCAGCUACUUCAAACACAGAGCCAUCUAGCUCUGAAGACCAAGAGAUGGAGCGCAUCAAGACCCUGCAGAAUGAAGUGGCUCUGCAUCGGAAGCAGAACGAGGCCAGCUACAAAGCGGCUCUGGCUGGCAACCCACCACCAAAGAAGAUGGUCCUGUCGGCGACGGUGCCCAAAGAGUUCCACUUCAACACAAACUCUCGUCACAAGGCGAGCACUUCAUCCGGCGGCGCACAGAAGGAAGUGGACUUUAUCAGCCAGCUGCGCAAACCCUCCUCCCCUGCAAAGGCUCUGAAAGGCGCCACCGUGCCCAAACCCUUCAACCUGUCAACAGGCAACAAGAAGGAGGCAGAGGGGCCGGGGGCCCAUGUGCCCAUGGCCCAGCAGAUCCAGCAGUUCCAGAAUCGAACCCCCGAUCGCUACCAUCUGCGCAGUCGCAAGAGUAUAAACAAAGGACCCUCGGGGGUGAAGGGGGAUAAGCUGAAACUCACCCAGCCACACACCCCUCACUUGAUGACCCGCCGGAGGAACCGCCCCCCCGUCACCAAGAGCAGCGCUGAGCUGGAGGAGGAAGAGCUGGAGAAACAGCAGAAGUUUAAAAUCAUCGCCUUGGAGCUGAACCGGAAGAUCCUGGAGAGCGCAGAGUGCCUGAAGAGACCCCCAGUGAAGGAGUCCACAGUGCCUGAAGGCUUCCAGCUGCAGAUUGACAAGAGGCUGCAUGAGAGGCAGACCAAGAGGCCCCAGGAGGCCGAGGAGAAGCAUCCCAGCUUCAGAGCCCAGCCGCUGCCCAGAAAGAUCCUGGAGGGAGUCGUGGGUCUGCCAGAGAAGAAGGUUCUGCACCCGACUGUGCCAGAGUCUCCAGCCUUCAUCCUGAAGAAGAGGGUCCGUAUGGAGAAGGUGGAGGAGGUAAAGCAGCCCUCGCCCAUCAAGGCCCCCCCAGUGCCUCACUUUGGGCUCCCCUUCCAGCCCCAGCUGCAGGAGAACCACCACGUGGAGGUGUGUCCGUUCUCCUUCGAGGAUCGGGACCGAGAGAGGAGGGCCCUGAAGGAAAAAAAGCUGGAAGAGAAGCGCAAUGAAGAGGUGCCUCACUUCAAGGCCCAGCCGCUGCCAGACUUUGACGCCGUGGUCCUCCCCGAGAAGAAGAGGCUGGAGCCCACCAAGCCCGAGCCCUUCAAGCUGCUGCUGGACGAGCGGGGGGCCGUGAAGAGCAGUCGCUCAGAGCAGAUGGCCAAAGAGGAGCAAAAGCGUGAGGAGGCUGCAGUAUUCAAAGCCAGGCCCAACACUGUCACUCAUAAAGAGCCUUUCCAGCCUAAAAUUGGGCCGCGGGCUCCAGUGGUCGUGGAGGCCUUUGCGCUGUCGACUGGGAGGCGGGCCCACGAGCGCCAGGAGUUUGAGCGUCUGGCCAAUGAGAAGGAGGCUCUCAGGAUGCUGAUGGAGGAGCAGCAGAGACAAGAGGUGGAGCAGAGGGAGAAGGACGACAUCACCAAGAUGCGGAAUGACCAGGUUCACGCUGCUCAGCCCAUCAGACACUACAAACCUGUGGCCGUGAAGAAGAGUGAAAUGCCCCUCACCAUCCCCCACUCCCCAAACUUCUCUGACCGCUUCCGCCUGUGAUCAGGACUCGCUCUUUAUUUAACCACUUCAUAAAUUGUUUAAACUUUCCCAUUAGUGUAGAACGCUGGCUUUAAUGGAUGUCUUUGAGAUGCCAGGAGCUGUCUUUACUGUCUUUGUAUCUGUUUAGCUUUAGCCACCUGCUGUACAUUAACACUUUUCUAUCAAAGUGCUUUGCAAUGAGGUUUCAUGUCUUACCCACACUGUCAUUCCAAGCUGAAUAUUCUAUCCUUUUGCUUAUUUUAUAUACUGCUUUUAUUCAAUAAAGUUUAUGAAAAGUA
This is a messenger RNA of Trematomus bernacchii (emerald rockcod), 2511 nucleotides long. RefSeq names its product TPX2 microtubule nucleation factor (gene tpx2). Lineage: Eukaryota; Metazoa; Chordata; Actinopteri; Perciformes; Nototheniidae. Gene Ontology annotation, biological process: regulation of mitotic spindle organization; activation of protein kinase activity. Gene Ontology annotation, cellular component: spindle; microtubule. The transcript is spliced from 17 exons. The record is from RefSeq and is a predicted model, not a curated record. The coding region runs from base 104 to 2233 and encodes 709 amino acids.